Molecule: messenger RNA, 1220 nt
Organism: Adelges cooleyi (spruce gall adelgid)
Lineage: Eukaryota; Metazoa; Arthropoda; Insecta; Hemiptera; Adelgidae
Exons: 4
Coding region: 36-1208 (390 amino acids)
Biological process (GO): sensory perception of taste
Cellular component (GO): neuronal cell body; dendrite; axon
Source: RefSeq, a predicted model, not a curated record
AGCAGUUACAGCAGUGACUAUAUUCGCGUUAAACAAUGUUCAACUUAAUGUGCUUAAUAUCUAGUUACUGGAAGCUAUGCGGAAUGUUUUCAAUUCAGCUCGACUAUAACCGAUCGCAAAUCGUGUUCACAUUACUCGUUCUGAUUACUUGUUUACUCAGUAUUGCUAUUACACCGUGGAGCAUUUGCAUGUUGGACGGAUGGUGCGAUGAUGAGAUGUCCACCGCAUUGAGAAGAUUGUAUACCAGGGUGUUGGCAUGUACUAGUCUACUAUCGCGGUUGACCUUGACCUAUAAGGUCAAGAGGAAUCUGACAAAAUACAAAGAGAGAAGCGAUGCCUACGAAGAAAGUUGGCCAAUCAGUGACGACUAUCUUAAACGUUUUCGAACGUAUUCAUACCUGAUGAUCACCUUGAUGGCUAUUAUAUUCCCUAUAAAUUUCAUGCGGUUGUAUUUGAUGUACAAGUACGAGCCGGAAAGUGACGUUACAUAUUUGAUAGUAUUCUUCUUAUGUGCAUACAUUCAGAAUUGGAGUAUGUGUUGUAUGGAAACUCAUUUUCUCUUGCUGUGCUUCUCGGUACACCUGAAGUUGUGUGAUAUUAACCAAGCAUUAGAAAUACUAAAAACUAAAAUAAUGAUCAACAACAGGUAUCCAAUUGUGUUGCGUUCGACCAGAGCGACCGUUCUGUGUCAACGUACGUCCACCGAAAGGUGUAUUGAUAAUCUUCAGAUAGCAUAUACAGCGGAACAACUCAGGACCAGACAUGCCUUUGCUCGAGAUGCAAUUAGCGAUUUAAAUAAUUUGUUCGGAAUACAACUGGGACUUUCCUUGUGUGCAUUGAGCGUAAUGACUCUGUUUGAUAUUUACAACGAAUCUUUUCACAUGAGUGGAACAUUGUCCAGAUCAAAAUUAAUUUAUGGUUGGUUAUUGCAAUACAUAUUACGGUAUAUUUUAAUUACAAUAACGGCUCAUUAUACCACCAAAGAGGCUCUGAAAACAAAAAUGAUUAUUACUGAUGCAGAUCAUCGAAAUUUGGAUAAAAACACAAAAUAUGAGUUGCAGUUAUUUUUGAUGCAGAUAAACAAUCAUUCACUCAACUUCAAAGCGUUUGACUGUGUAAUACUAAAUACACAUCUCAUAACUUCUACAAUAACUGUUGGAAUCACAUACCUUUUUAUACUAAUUCAGUUUCAUUCUAAUAUGGCUUAAAACUUAUACAAC